AUGCAACAUGAAACAAUUUGGUGGAUAAAAUAUAGGAGACGAUUCUACAAACCUCGGAAAUAUCUUAGUAUUGAAAUGAUAAUUCGUAAAAGUUUUCUUCAAGCCUUGAAAGAAUAUACGAAAAAUAGCUCUAUAGCCGGUUUGAAGGACUUGUUUAACGCAGAUAUCAAAUGGGCGCAAAGGUUUAUCAAAGUAUUAUUAUUCAUAUCUAUGAUGGGUACUACGUUCUACAUUCUAUAUUACACAUGGCACGGCACACUGGGCAAGCCGCUUGUAAUCACUAUGGAGUCAUCCAACUAUCCCAUAUCGAAGAUCGACUUCCCAGCGGUAGCACUGUGCAAUGUCAACAGAAUUAGCAAGACAUCUUUAAAGAAAACUGCAUUAUAUUUCUAUACUCAAUUAGCUCAUAACGAGACUCUAGCGCAAAUUGAAAAGCUCUGUUUGAAGUUGGGCAGACUGAUUGACUGCUCGUACAACGCUUCCUUGGACAACGUGAGCUGGUUUUGGGAGACGAUGAGAAGGCUGUACAGUACGCGCUCCACGAUCGACCUUAUGAAAAUGUUGGCUCCAAAAUGCGAUGACAUGCUACUAAAAUGUUCCUGGGCUGGAAAAAUCGUUGACUGUAGCAGUAUAUUCACCGUGCGAAGAACUGUUCGAGGACAUUGCUGUGCUUUUAAUUAUAUCCUGAACUACGACAUGGCGGGCAAGCCAAACUCGACAAUAGCGACGGUGAAACGCCAAGCACUUCCCGGCUUAUACCAGGGCCUCAUGUUACUUCUGGACCCGAUGAUUCACGAUUAUGCAUACCCCAUUCACAACAUCGAAGGAUUUGAUGUAUUUCUUUUUGACCCGACUCAUUUCGCUGACCCGACCGGAGGCAAUGUUAUACACAAAAUAAUUGAGCCAAAUCGAGCUGAAUUUGUGCAGCUGAAAUCUGUAAAACAAAGAGCUUCCCCGGAAAUAAGGAAAUAUCCAUUACAAACGAGAAAAUGUCUCUUUCACGACGAGAUGCCAGAGAAAUUUGGCGAAAUGUACAGUUAUAGCGCCUGCUUAGUCAACUGUCGUAUGAACUCCAUGAAAUCUCUAUGCAAAUGCACGCCCUACUACAUGCCCUCGGAUGCUCAUGAACGCGUUUGCACUAUCCACGACUUGCAAUGUCUCAAUAAAUACAAAGAAAAACUUACAUACAUAUAUCCCGUAAACGCCUUGGACUCUGACGGGAUGGACUGGGAGUUGCAAAAUUCGUUGUACUGCCCUGAUUGUCUGCCCGACUGCGAACUCACUCACCAUCGCGUUCAAUCAUUUAAAACUUCACUAACCAUUGAAGAGAACCACAAAAAUAAGGCAUACCCCUACAGUAUCCUCGAAAAUAUGAAUUUAACUGAUAAAUGUAUUUUGGCCAUAUAUCAAUCUACAGCUGACGGAAUGGUAGACAGAUUAGAUGUGGUGUCAUAUUGGUUUGAAGUGCUAAGUAACCUGGGUGGUUUCGGUGGAAUUUUAGUUGGAUUUUCUAUUAUUUGUGCAACGGAAGUGUUUUACUUUUUCAUAAUGCGCUUUCUUAAAUUAAUAGUUAUAAAUUACAACGAUUACCACUAGUUUAUUAUUUGCAAUGGUCUCAUUAUGCAAUUUUAUUCAUUAUAUUAUAUUUAUUGUUUAUUUAUUAUUGUAUAUAAGCUCGGCAUUAUUAUUUUAAAACCUUUACCUAAGUAGAUGAGAGUUUAAAAAGAAUUACCGUUUACA
This is a messenger RNA of Manduca sexta (tobacco hornworm), 1740 nucleotides long. RefSeq names its product sodium channel protein Nach-like. Gene Ontology annotation, cellular component: membrane. Lineage: Eukaryota; Metazoa; Arthropoda; Insecta; Lepidoptera; Sphingidae. The transcript is spliced from 10 exons. Bases 1 to 1596 code for a protein of 531 amino acids. Gene Ontology annotation, molecular function: ligand-gated sodium channel activity. Gene Ontology annotation, biological process: sodium ion transmembrane transport. The record is from RefSeq and is a predicted model, not a curated record.